AUGCUCCGCCGUCUGAGUCAGUCGGGUGUGAAGCAUGCGCUGUCCACGCCGAGCUUGCGUGCAGCAGCCGUGCAGACGCAGGCACGCACGUUCGUCUCGACCGUGCUGCUGACCAACGAAGGCUACGAAAAGAAGCAGGUAACAGAGCUACGCGCCAUGCUGCGCCAGCGUGGCCUUACUACGACAGGCCGCAAGGCUGAGCUGAUCCAGCGCUUGAAGCAGAACGAUAUGGCUCGCUCCGGCUCGUCCCUUGCUACAGCCGGCGUGGCCAAGCCCGCCACGCCGAUCACGGCACCCCUUUCGCGCGCCAAGUCGACCAAGGCGCCCAGCAGCAGCCAGCGUGCCAAGAAGGGCAAGGAUGCCGUGGCACAUGCAGAGAAGACCAUGCCGUCGGUAUCCCUGGAAGCGGGCACCGUGAUUAGCGCUACCGCUGACCAUGAGGGCAAUAUCGGCAAGGCGUCGCCAAGCGAAGAGCACCACGAAGUCACCGGCACGCCGGGUCUCCCUGAGGUCAACGCGGAGGCGGUGGCCCAGGCGGAAGAGAACAAGAGCACUAACACGUUCAACAUUGUCGUGCCAUUCGAGGUGACACCGCCGCCAGAGCCACAGUACAUCCCUACCAUCCAGGCAUUUGUGGACCCUACGCGUGACUUUUCCGACUCGUUCAAGCCAGAAUGGCACAUCCCGCAUAUGCCCAAGGUGCACACCGUGACAGGCGCUGAUGUCUCCCACUUGCCGAGCUUGGGCGAAGCGCAAGGCAAGCCGGAGCCGUCGAAGAAGAUGAAGGCCAUGCUUGAUAUGGCAGGCGAUAUCGUGCCGGCACACUGGCACCGCCGCCUCUCACAGAAUUUGACAGAGGCAGAGUCGUCCGCCAACGGCAUCAUCAGAGAGAUCAUCCAGGACACCAUGCAGUCGAUGCCGGUGGAUCCGUCAGUGCAGCCAUCCCACUCGCGUGCUCGUCCUUCGACUCGCCGCCCUCUCAACCAUGGUGAGCGCCGGGGUCUGUGGGUGCUAGGUGGCAUCGCCGCCUCUGGCUUUAUGCUGGGCGGUCUGUUGAAGCCUAGCGAGACGGAGACCUCGUCCACGACCACCACAUCGACAGCGCCGGUAUACCAGCCACCGCACUAUACGCAUGGAGGCGGUGUAGUAGGCGCUGUGCAGCGUAAGGUCUAA
Molecule: messenger RNA, 1173 nt
Organism: Malassezia pachydermatis
Lineage: Eukaryota; Fungi; Basidiomycota; Malasseziomycetes; Malasseziales; Malasseziaceae
Exons: 1
Coding region: 1-1173 (390 amino acids)
Source: RefSeq, a predicted model, not a curated record